Messenger RNA from Periconia digitata, 2431 nucleotides. The record is from the annotation of a GenBank genome assembly. Lineage: Eukaryota; Fungi; Ascomycota; Dothideomycetes; Pleosporales; Periconiaceae.
UCUCCUCACUCGCCUCUUCUGAACAACACAACUUACCGGCAAGGCCCACACGGUGCUGACACCGUAUUAGACAUGAUUGGGAAACCAUUCAGACCCCCUUCUUUUGUUCGUCCAGAAUUGGCAGACAACGAGCCCGCUACAAAAAGACGUCGUGUAUCGUCCGAUCCACGCGCUUCAUCCCCCUCCAGCGAACGGAAACCUCUCACUUCAGUUGAGAAUCCUAUAACUCCGCCAAUCACACUGCCCAACCAGAACGAGCAAUACUAUACCGUUUUAUGGCGUAAAUACACGAACAAGAAGAACAAAACCUGGGAUGGAGAUGGUGUGUUGGCGGUCAUAGGAAGCUAUGCUACCCUGACUGAUAGCAACACGGGAAAAGAGAUAGGAAAGGCAGUGUGCAAUCGCCCUCUGCUUCCCGGAUCAGCACUAUCCCUUGGUGGAAAGGAACUCGAAGUCGAUGCUGUGCUCAAGAAGGAAGAGUACCUCUCUGGCCGUACCUUCUUGAAUGGAGGAUCAGCGCCACCCAAAGAAAAUUCGAAAAAUUCGAAAUCUGGUUAUAAGUCGCUAAACGCUUCUAAGGUGUCCUCACUACCAAAAACACUCGCUGCUAAACCCAAAAGCCGCAAAAGGGUCGUGGGAGAAGAUGAAGAAGAUGGCGAUGUUCCCGAAGUGACUCGUGCUACGGACAAGAAGCUCUUCAAGACGCCCUUGUUGUCCAGUACCGUGAUGCCAAAGAAUAACAGCUCAAAACCGCAACCUCGGCAUGAUCCGCACCAACCAAAUGCACUCGUCAUGAAACAGCCAUCGUCUGUCCCGAAAGGCAAAGAGAUUGUCGAUGUAGUCGUCGAUCCCAUACUUGGAAAACAUUUGCGCGACCAUCAACGCGAGGGUGUUAAAUUUUUGUAUGAAUGUGUUAUGGGUAUGCGCUGCGAGGGAGAGGGUGCCAUCAUGGCGGAUGAGAUGGGUCUGGGCAAGACACUACAGACGAUCGCUUUGCUUUGGACGCUCAUGAAACAGAAUCCUGUGUACGGAAGCCCACCUGUAGUUGGCAAAGCUUUAAUCGUCUGCCCGGCCGGUUUGAUUGACAACUGGCGUCGCGAAUUUCGCAAGUGGUUGGGAAAUGAGCGCAUCGGUGUUUUCGUUGCCGACGGAAAGAAUAGGAAGGUCACGAAUUUUACCAUGGGCAAAGCCUACAACAUCAUGGUCGUCGGAUACGAGAUGCUUCGUGUUGUACAAGAUGAUCUGAAGAAAGGGAAGAUUGAUAUUGUUGUCGCGGACGAAGGGCACCGCCUGAAGACGGCUAACAAUAAAGCUAUGCAAGCUAUACAGUCUCUAAGCACUGAGCGUCGGGUAAUUCUAUCAGGAACGCCACUUCAGAACGACCUCGGAGAGUUUUUCACCGCUAUAGAUUUCGUGAAUCCUGGUUUGCUGGGACAACGUUCGGCUUUCAAACGUACAUUCGAGGGCCCAAUUCUGAAGAGUCGGCAACCCGAAGCCAGCGAGUCCGAAUUAGAGAAGGGCGAGGCCCGUUGGCAAGAGCUUGUCACCUUGACCAGCCAGUUUAUGAUUAGACGCACGGCUGAGGUGCUCUCCAAAUACCUGCCUCCAAAAACAGAGCAGAUUGUAUUUUGCAAGCCGACCGCUGCACAGGCUGCAGCCUAUCGCAGUAUACUUGCUUCUCCAAUCUUUACUGCUGCUCUAGGGAAUACAGACAUGGCUCUUCAACUGAUCAACGUCCUCAAGAAAAUAUGCAACAGCCCAGCCUUGCUCAAGUCUAAGACAGAUACUGAAGACACGCCUUCAGAGAUGCUACAAUCGCUGUUCGCACUGAUCCCACCGAAGAUCCUAAAUUCCAAUGCCUCAAGCACAAAGCUGCGUGUAUUGGACAGCUUGAUCCACCGCUUGUAUACUACAACAGAGGAAAAGAUUGUGAUCGUCUCAAACUACACAAAGACUCUCGAUAUGAUUGAACGACUACUUAAUUCCCUUUCCUAUUCCUUCCUUCGGCUGGAUGGAAGCACGCCAGCCAACAAACGUCAAGCUAUGGUGGAGAAGUUUAACAGGACGGACAAGAAGACUGCAUUCGCCUUCUUGCUGUCCGCAAAAUCUGGUGGUGUCGGAUUGAAUCUUAUCGGCGCAUCUCGUAUCGUUCUGUUCGAUAUUGACUGGAAUCCCGCUACCGAUCUACAGGCCAUGGCACGGAUUCAUCGAGACGGACAAAAGCGACCCUGCAAAGUCUAUCGGUUCCUCGUACAAGGCGGGCUAGACGAAAAAAUCUUCCAGCGGCAGAUCAUGAAGAUGGGUCUGGCCAAUGCAGUUGUUGACAACAAAGCCAGCGCAUCAUCAUUCUCAAAAGACGAACUGAGGGAUCUCUUUCGCUUGGACGAGCGAGAGACAUGCCAAACGCACGAUCUUCUCCAGUAUAACUGAU